AUGCGCUUCUGGUGGCCGGAUUGGCAGCCUCGAGAGCGCUCGCUGUCUUCCGACAGCGAGUGCUCUACGGCCAGCCACUCUAGUCUCGCCAGCGAUGCGUCUUUUUAUAGCGCGGAUGCUGACGCAGAGAUUAGAGCGGCUGACGACUCUUUGGGGUGGGACGGUCCACUAGGGGUCGGGUUACCCAUUGUGGAUCCGCUUGCCCCCGUUUUGGACUCGGACGAGUCCCAAAAUGAGUCUUUUGGCGCCUCUCGCGGGGCGCCAUAUCUCGGCGCCGACGGCGCCUCAGACGGUGCAACUUCGGGCACGGGUAUAUCACCUGCGGCGCCCAUUGCACAGGCAACGACAACACGUGGCGACCCCUCGGGCGACCAGGCGCCAACCCGGUCUUCGAGCGCGACCUCGCGUCGUUUCGAAGAUCGGGCAGCGGACGGACGUCCGCUCGGCCAGCCAAUCAGCACGCCUGGUCCUCUUAUACUCGGUUUGAGUAUAGGAGGAGGGCCACGUGGCGAGAAUUCUCUCCCCUUCGCCUCCACUGCCAACGGCCACGAUGGCCUCGCGCCCCCUAUACUUGGUCUAAGUAUGGGGGAGCUGCAACCACCUUCGGCCGGCUCCCCAGUCGUCGGUUUGGACCUCCCGGUCCCCCAAGCGCGCCGUUCGGCUGGCCAAGACCUGUGCCUCGCCUCUCCCGCCCUUCAAGCGCGCCGUUUGGCUCUCGAAGACACCGCGAUUGUUGAGUUGGCACCCGGCAGGGCGGCAGGCAUGCUGCCCGACCCGGUAGGCCCGGGGUACGCUGGCUAG
This is a messenger RNA of Peronospora farinosa, 801 nucleotides long. The record is from the annotation of a GenBank genome assembly. NCBI's taxonomy places the organism in Eukaryota, Oomycota, Peronosporomycetes, Peronosporales, Peronosporaceae.